UGAGCAUUCGUAAAACAGACUGUCAAAAACUGUAUGCAUUUAUAAGAUUGAAUUUCUUCAUCUGAAUAAUACUAUUUAAUAGUUUUGUAAGCAUGGAGAAUUAUUGAAUAGAUUUCUACUUGAUAAAAGCCUGGAGGGAAGGUUAUAGCUACGUGCAAUAAAUUACCAGUGGUAUGUGAACUUAUAGAGGUAUUUGUGUUCAUUCCGUUCAUUAGAACUGACUGGAUCAAACCUGAGAGGAAAUGAGUUGUUUAAUCUAAACUUGUAACCUGACCAAUUUAACAGCAAAAUCAUCAACAUCAGCCUUUUGUUGAUAUUGGAGUAAGCCAGAUCGUGCUAUUGGUUCUUCACUUCAGACGGACAUCGGUCUAUUUGUGAAUGCGGGGAAGAACGACAUGUUUCAGUGAACUGUUUCUGAUAACCGACCCACUGGCCAGUGGAAAUGGCAGAGGACAAGACUUUUUCCUACAGUCUUAUUGUCCUGGGAUUCUUCCUAAUAAUGGUUGGAAUGUUCAUUAUGAAUGUGGAUAAGCCUGGAGUCUAUGGUACCUUCUGUUCCAUUGGGAUCGUGAUGAUCACUGGGGGGAUUAUCUGGGCCAUUUGUCUGUGUUAUCCACAGAUUCAGUUUGCCCCGGCUGUCUCACCAGAAACCAAGCUCUUGUUCCCAAAGCAUCAACUUCCAGCCUCAGUGUUGGAAAGUGAAGUACCUCUGAAAACAAGCUCCUGUGAACAGGCUACACAGUAUGAGCAAACUCUUCAUAACUACGAGAAGGACCACUUAACAGUAAGCAGUGAGCUGCCAGAUGUGCAUGCCCCUCUUACCUCACUCCAACCUGAACAGUUGGACGGAGAGGGUCACUCAUCCCUGAAGGCAGAAGUUCUGGUCCACAAAGACUCUGGGAAUGAAGGAGAAACGUGCUCCAGCUGGAAUGACAUAACAGUUUUUGAUGGAAAAAAGGCAGGAGGGUACAUAAUAGCUCCACUUGCCACCUUCCAAGAGGACAGUGGAAUGGUCAGCUCCUCUCCCUCGAACAACUUGUCCCUCCUCGGCUACAAGUCAUCUUGUUCUAGAAGCGAAGGACAGAGCCACCCAAUUCAGAGUGAAAGUGCCACCAGUGACAGCUGGAGUCUGCGUACCCAGCCAGCUGCCAGCGUCUCUGGGAGUAACCAGAGAGAUGUCACAAGCACUGAGCGAUCAACAUCCGACGAGAGUCAGAAAAGAGGCGGCCAUAUGGAAGAUGAAAUGUUUUAUGGGAUAUGUGAUGAAAGGAAUCAUAUUUUUGAAGAAUCUGAACAAGAAGUAUAUUACACUGAAAUUCCCAUGUAAAGUACACACUUGCUUCUGUUAUUUAUUAAUUCUUGAAGUUCCCUUCAAGAAUAUCCCCUCCACCUGAAAAUGUAAGAAAUUGCAGGGAUUUUUUCAGAACACCUUCAGAAUUCUCCAUUGGUGAUACACAUUAUAACGUUACAUUUCGCAAUAAGAAUUUGCCUUGCAAAAUGUUGAUGUGUGCAAUUUGCUGGCUGAUCUGGUUCAUAUUUAAGCCUGAAGUUCUUUCUUUACUAAUUGAUAGGGCUAAAUAUUGAAAAACAAUAAUAAUAACCCUAGUUAGCAUCCCUGAACUGCAGCAAAGGCUAAUUCAAGUGUUAAUUAAAAUAAACUGGUGAAAUUGAAGUUCUUUAAAACCUUUUUACAGCUCAAGGUCUGAUAGGAGCAGUAUCUGAAUGUGUUGAACUGAGUGACUUGCCACUUCAGAUGGCAUUUAGUCCAUGGCACAAAGGAGCCGAAUUAGGCCUUUCAGGCCAUCAAAUUUGUUCCGCCAUUCCAUCAUGUCUAAUUUAUUUUCUCUCUCAAACCCAUUCUCCUGCCUUCUCCCCAUAAACUCUGACAUCCUAACUAAGCAAGAAUCUAUCAGUCCUCUUUAGAUAUUCUCAAAGUCUUGGCCUUCACAGCAUCUGCGGCAAUGAAUUCCACAGAUACAUUACACUCUGGCUAAAGAAAUUCCUCCACAUCUCUGAUCUAAAUGGAUCUCCCUAUAUUCUGAGGCAGAAGCUCCUGAUCCAAAACUUGCCCAUUAUAGGAAACAUAUUCACUCUAUCUAGGUCUUUCAAUAUUCAAUGAGUUUCAGUGAGACUCCCCCUAUUCUUCACUCUUCAUGCAUUAACUCUUUUACCUGGAGUAAUUCUCGUAACCCUUUCCAAUGGCAGCACAUAAUUUCUUAGAUAAAGGGGCCAAAUCUGCUCACAAUACUCCAGGGGUGCAGUCUAACCAAUGCCUUAUGAAGUCUCAGCAUUACUUCUUUGCUGUUAUUGUAUAUUAGACCAUAAGACACAGGAGUAGCAUUAGGCCAUUCAGCCCAUCAAGUCUGCUCCAACAUUUGAACAUGGUGAAUACAUUUCCCCCUCAACCCCUUUCUUGUGCCUAGACUUACCUUCCAUGCCCUGGCUUAUCAAAAAUCUAUCAAACUCUGCCUUAAAACACUCAAUGACCGAGGCUUCACAGUUGCCUGUGGCAACAAAAUUCCACAGACUCGAAGAAAUUCCUCCUCAUCUCUGUUCUAAAUGGAUGUCCCUUUAUUCUGAGGUUGUGCCCUCUUGUCCUGGACUCCCCCACAGGAGAAAACAUCUUCUCCACAUCAACUUUUGUCUUGGCCUUUCAACAUUCGAAAGGCUUCAAUGAGGACCCCCCCCCCCCCACCCUUUUCAUUUCCGGAAUCAUUUUCGUGAACCUCCUUUGAACCCUCUCCAAUGUCAGCACAUCCUUUCUGAGAGAAGGAGCCCAAAACUACUCAAAUUACUCCAAGUGAGGCCUCACUGGUGCCUUAUUGCCAUACCUCAGCAUUACAUCCUUGUUUUUAUAUUCUUUUCCACUCUGUGAAUGCUAACAGUGCAUUUGCCUUCCUGACCACUGACUCUACCUGCAAGUUAACCUUUAGGGAAUCCUACAUGAGAACUCCUAAGUCUCUCUGCACCUCAGAUCUUUUAAUGUUCUCCCUGUUUAGAAAAUUGUCUACGCUUUUAUUCCUUUGCCAAAGUGCAUGACCAUACACUUCUAGGCACAGUAUUCCAUCUCUGUCCAUUUUCUUAAUCUGUUUAAGUCUUUCUGUGUCCUCCUUGCUCCCUCAACAUUAACUGCUUCUCUCCCUAUCCUUGUAUCAUUUGCAAACUUGGCUACAAAGCCAUCAAUUCUGUCAUCUAAAGCAUUGACAUGCAACUUCAAAAGAAGCGGUCCCAAAUCUGACCCCUGCAGGACACCAGUAGUCACUGGCAGACAAUCAGAAAAGGCUCUCUAUUCCCACUCGCUGCCUCCUGCCAAGUAGCCAAUGCCCUAUCCAGGCUAGUAUAUUUCAGACCCUGGGCUUUUAUCUUUCUAAGUAGCCUCAUGUGUAUCACCUUGUCAAAGCGCUUUUGAAAAUCCAAAUACGCGACAUCCACCAAUUCUCUUUUGUUUGUCCUGCUUAUUAUUGCUUCAACGAAUUCCAACAGAUUUAUCAGGCAAGAUUUUUCCUUAAGGAAACCAUACUGAAUUUGGCCCGUUUUAUCAUGUGCCUCCAAGUACCUCAAAACCUCGUCCUUAGUAAUCGGCUCCAACUGGCCUAUAAUUUGCUUUCUUCUGCCUCUCUCCCUUCUUGAAGAGUGUAGAGACACUUGCGAUUUUCAUUCUGGAGGAAUGCCAAAAUCUUGUGAUUCUUGAAAGACUAUUACUAAAGGCUCUUCAACUACUUCUUUCAGAACCUUUGUGCAUAGACCAAUGGGUCCAGGGGACUUAUCUACCUUCAUACCUUUCAGCUUCCCAAGCACCGAUCCCUAGUAAUUGCGACUGUACUCGUUUCUGCCCAGUGACACACUUGAAUGCUUGACAUCUUCCACAGUGAAGACUGAUGCAAAAUACUUACUCAGUUCAUCCACAAUUUCUUUGUCCCCCAUUACUACUUCUCCAGUGUCAUUGUCCAGCAGUUCAAUAUCUACUCUCGCCUCUCUUUUACUCUUCAUAUAUCUGAAAAAAACUUUUGCUAUCCUCUUUAAUAUUAUUGGUUAGCUUUUCUUCUUAUUUCAUCUUUUCAUUCCUUAUAGCCUUUUCAGUUGCCUUCUGUUGGUUUGUAAAAGCUUCCCAAUCCUUUAACUUACACUAAUUUUUGCUCUGUUAUAUGCCCUCUCUUUUUAAUUUUAUUUUGGCUUAGACUUCCCCUGUCAGCCACAAUGGUGUCAUCAUCCUUUAGAAUACUUCCUCUUCUUCUUUGGGAUAUAUCUAUCCUGCAAUUCUAGCCGCUGCUGCUCUGCCAUCAUCGCUGCUAGUGUUCCCUUCUAAUCAACUUUGUCAGCUCCUCUCUCAUGCUUCUGUAAUUCCCUUUACUCCACUGUAAUACUGAUACAUCUGACUUUAGAUCCUUCCUCUCAAAUUUCAGGGUAAAGUCCAUCAUAUUAUGACCACUGGCUCCUAACGGUUUCUUUACCUUAAGCUCCCUAAUCAUAUCUGGUUCAUUACAUAAAAUCUAAUCUAGAGUUGCUGAUCUCUGUAGUGGGCUCAACCACAAACUGCUCUAAAAAGCCAUCUCGUUGUCAUUUUACAAAUUUUGUCUCUUGGAAUGCAAAAUCAGCAGCAGCCUGGUUUUUCCAAUCUACUUGCAUAUUGAAACCACCCCCCCCCCAAUUGCCCUUUUGCCAUGCAUUUUUUAUCUCUAGUUGUAAUUUGUAGCCCACAUCCUGGCUACUGUUUGGAGGCCAGUAUAUAACUCCCAUCAGGGUCUUUUUACCCUUGCAAUUCCUUAACUCUACCAACAACGAUUCUAUGUCUAUGGGCCCUCUGUCACCUCUUUCUAAGGAUAUGAUUUAAUUUUUUUACCAACAGAGUUACACCACCCCCAUUGCUGACCUGCCUGCUUUCAAUACAAUGUGUAUCCUUGGAUGUUAAACUUCCAACUAUCAUCUUCUUUCAACUGCAACUCAGUGAUACCCACUACAUCAUACCUGCCAAUCUCUAACUGUGCUACAAGAUUAUUUACCUAAUUUUGUAUUCAGCUUAUAUUCCAGUAUAAAACCUUCGGUCCUGUGUACGUCACCCUUUUUGAUUUUGUUCCCCUGUUACACUGCAAAUCAUUCUGCCAACUGCAAUUUUGCCAUAUCUGCCUGUCAUUCCCAACAGUCUCUCUCCACACUGCUCCUGCUUGUAUACCAACUGCCCCACCCUCAGCCCCAUCACUCAGUUUCCCAUCCCCUGCCAAACGAGUUUAAACCCUCCCCAGCAGUUCUAGUAACCAGCCCACAAGGAUAUUGGUCCCCCUUGGGUUCAGGUGUAAUGCGUCCCUUUUGUACAGGUCAUAUUUUACCCAGAAGAGAUCCCAAUGAUCCAGAAAUCUGAAACUCUGCACCAGUUCCUCAGCCACACAUUCAUCUGCCACAUCAUCCUAUUUUUACCCUCACUGGCAUGUGGCACAGGCAGCAAUCCAGAGAUACUCACCCUGGAGGUCCUGCUUUUCAGCUUUCUGCCUGUAUUCUCUCUUCAGGACCUCCUCCCUUUUCCUACCUAUGUCAAUGGUGCCAAAAUGUACCAGGACUUCUGGCUGCUCACCCUGCCUCUUUCGAAUGCUGUGGACCCGAUUCAAGACACCCCUGACCCUGGCACCUGGGAGGCAACAUAUCAACUAGGUGUCUCUGUCAUGUCCACAGGAUCUUGUGUCUACUCCUCUAACUAUUACAUCCUCUAUCAUUACUGCAGUCCUCUUCUCCCCUCUUCCCUUCUGAGCCACAGCACCAGACUUAGACCAGAGACCCAGUUGCUACGGCUUCCCCAGUGGUUGCUCCUCCCCAACCAGAAGUAUCCAAAACGGUACACUUAUUAUUGAGGGGGUCGACGGCGGGGGUGCUCUGCAUUUGCCGCCCAUUUCCUGACAGUCACCAGGUACCCAUCUCCUGCAGCUUCAGGAUUAUCAACUCCACGUAGCUCCUCCUCAGUUUCCUUUAAGAACCAAAGGUCAUCAAACUGCAGCUCCAGUUCCUUAACAUGUUCUUUGAGGAGCUGCAGCUGAUGUGGUUAUCCAGGAGACUGGAGUUCUCUCAGAAUUCCCACAAUUCACACAAUGAACACAACACAAGCCCCUAGAGGCAUUCUCUUUGCAGUAACUAUACAUUAACGCGGGAAGAAUGAAGAAGGAAGAACUUACCAGAUACUUACCUUCUUACUGAAGCCUGAUGAGCCAAAGCCUCCCCACUCCAACACUGGUCCACUCACACAACGGCCGCUCCACUUGUCCCUGCCUUAUUUUUAUUUUUCCUGGCUGAUGAAUCACAAUUUGAUUGGGCCACUGGGAAAUGCCGGAAGUCCAUGAAUACCCCUUUGUAAAUCUCUCUCACUGAACUGUCAGUAGCUUCUCUCUCGUUCCUGAUAUGACGGGGCCACCAGAACGAUGCUGAAAUCCUGAGAAUGCUCCUUUUAUAAGUCUCACUCACAGACCUGUGAGUUGUCUCCCCUCUCGUUCCCAACUCGACUGGACUGCCAGAAAAAUUCUAGGCCUCUCAAAUUGAAUGCUAGCAUUGCAUUUGCCUUCUUUAUCAAUGACUCAACCUGUAAGUUAACAUAAGGAAAUUCUGCACAAGGACUCCCAGGUCCCUUUGCAUCUUUGAUUUUUAAUUUACGGAUAAUCCACGUUUCUGGGUCAGGAGUCUUCUGUAGGCCAGACCAGACAAGGGUGGCAAAUUUCCUCACCUGAUGGUAAUUGAAAUGGGCUUUUAUGAUAAUCUGAAAGUUUUUGAGGUUAUCAUUACCAAUGCCCUUUUUACCAUUUCUUCCAUCAUAACUACAGAAAUGGUGAUCUUUGGUCUUGAAAUUAUUAUUUGAUCACUUUGCAAUUUGUAGAUAAACAUUAAACAAUGAACAGCCAUAUUCCUCUCUUUUCCCCUGGGAGGUCAUAGAAAAUUCCUCCUUUUUUAUUGCCACCAAUACAAGGCCACAGGGGAAUAUUUUGUGCUUCCUGUCUCAAUUUUAUGAUUAAAAAACCAGAAUAUAUUGGAAAUGCUCUGCAGGUCUGGCAGCAUCGAUGGGGAGAGAAACACACUUAAUAUUUGAGGUCAAUUACCCUCCUUCAAAAAUUAAAAAUGUAUAUAUAUAUGAACUUGCAGAAAGGUGGUGUUGGUGGUGGACUGGUUUUGGGGGGUUUGAAGAGAAUAAAGGGAACCUCUCUCAUUGGGAAAAAAAUUGGGAACAGAUGAGGGUUUCCCACUAGAGGGCGCUAAAGGACAAUUAAUGGCAACAAAUCAGAAUCAGGUUUAUUUCGAAUUAGAAUCAUAAAUAAGGUGUAAAAGGAGAGUAAACAGAAGUGUGAAUAAAUUAUCCUGUUGGAACUGUGAGGUAUAGAACACAGCAGUUGCUAAAAAUCUGUUAGCUUUAACAUCAACCGCUGGGAAAAUGUUAGGAAAAUGUUACAGCAGAGUAUGGGGAAAAAUUCAAGGCAAUCAGACUUAUGGCUUUGUGAAGGGAAAUCGUGUUUAACCCAUUUAUUUGAGUACUUUCAGAUACAAUGAGUACUGUGUCACAGGGAUCAGUGCUGGGGCCUCAAUGUUCUAUAUAAAUGACUGCUAGGUUGCUGAUGACAUAAAGAUAGAUUGUGUGGGAGUAGGGAGGAAAUAUGUAUUCCUUCCAACACUCUUGACUCGACGACUGAGUAGCCUACUCUAGCUCCAAAGUCAUAUAGGUCAUUCCGAACUCGGUUUCUCUAUCCACACAUGCUGCCAGACCUUCUGAGUAUCUCUACAGUUUGUUUUAUUUCAGAUUUCAUACACUUGCAGCUGUUUGGUACCAAUUCUAUCCCAGUCCCAAUUUGCCUUAAGGUCACAAGUUGUUGGAAUUGAAAAACCCCAACUUUUUAAAAAAAAAAUUCUUUCUAUUACUUAAGUAUAGCUGUUGUUCUGUUACAAUUAGUAUAACAUGUUCUAUUUUGAUUGGAACUGAAUGAAGAGAAAAUAAAGUCAUCUAAGCCAAUUAAUACUUCUAGAGAGUUAUAUUAAACAAGCUGGAAACACCGGCUUAUUAAAAUCAAAUGGUUCAUUGGAAGAGUGUGACAUUAUGCAAAUAAAAUGCAUUUCAAAUAUUCUUCACUUUA
Messenger RNA from Hypanus sabinus (Atlantic stingray), 8093 nucleotides. RefSeq names its product barttin CLCNK type accessory subunit beta (gene bsnd). Gene Ontology annotation, cellular component: basolateral plasma membrane. Bases 443 to 1327 code for a protein of 294 amino acids. The transcript is spliced from 4 exons. NCBI's taxonomy places the organism in Eukaryota, Metazoa, Chordata, Chondrichthyes, Myliobatiformes, Dasyatidae. The record is from RefSeq and is a predicted model, not a curated record. Gene Ontology annotation, biological process: chloride transport. Gene Ontology annotation, molecular function: chloride channel regulator activity.